AACCAAUGAGCAAAUAGAAAGCAAGGUGACGGGGCUGAAACCAUGGAAACGAAAAGGAAGUUUAGUAGCACGGUAGCUCAAACUAUCCUCGGUUAGCUUCAAGAUACGAAGCACUACUACAGCUUUUUCGAAGCUAUCCGAUGCUCGGCUUCUGCUGACUGGAAAUGUUCAAAGCAAAAAUACUCUUUAUUGGUCCCAGUGAGAGUGGGAAAACAGUUCUUGCAAAUUUUCUCUCAGACACAACAGAAUAUAUGGGAGGUGAAUACAGACCUACUCAGGGAGUAAGGAUACUGGAAUUUGAAUCACAACCUGAAGGCAGUGGCGACAGCACAACAUGUGAGGUUGAACUUUGGGACUGUUCAGGAGAUUUAAAAUUUGAAACAUGCUGGCCUGCUGUGAUGAAGGACGCCAGCGGUGUCGUGAUCAUUUUUAAUCCUGAUGUUCCAAGUCACCUCAAAGAAAUAGAGACGUGGCAUUCGAUUUUCAUCGCAUCUCAAGGUUUCCAGGACAACCAAUGUCUACUCAUAGCUCACCAAAAGCCCGGCAGUGGAGUUGAAGAUGGACGACUGCCAUUAGCUUCACAUUUGAGCAGGCUGCUGCUUAUUCACUCCAACCUGGAGGAGGACCCAGAGGACGUGAGCCAAGCUUUCUGCAGAUACUUGGGGAAUGUUGUAAAUACAAUGUCAGAAAGCAGAGAGCGAGAAGAGAUGUCUAUCAUUACAUAGCAGCGAAAUGUGUAAAAUAUGCAGACUAAUGAAGUAAAGUUUUGUAGGCAUUGGUAAUAUCUGUUUAAGCGACAUUCAUGAACACUUUCCAUUGAUUAAUUAUUAAUUGUACAUCUUCGCUGUCACUCAGCUUGUCAUGAAAUCUUCCAAAACUCCUUACAGACUCUUCAUGUUUGGUUUCUUAUGUUUUAUGUAAGUUUUUUUAUGAAUAAAAUAUGGCCUAACUCAGUCUGGAAA
Messenger RNA from Larimichthys crocea (large yellow croaker), 962 nucleotides. It is a transcript of the gene ift22, whose product is annotated as intraflagellar transport 22 homolog (Chlamydomonas). The coding region runs from base 165 to 725 and encodes 186 amino acids. The transcript is spliced from 6 exons. The record is from RefSeq and is a predicted model, not a curated record. NCBI's taxonomy places the organism in Eukaryota, Metazoa, Chordata, Actinopteri, Sciaenidae.